Messenger RNA from Schistocerca gregaria, 726 nucleotides. RefSeq names its product prespore vesicle protein-like. The transcript has a single exon. NCBI's taxonomy places the organism in Eukaryota, Metazoa, Arthropoda, Insecta, Orthoptera, Acrididae. The record is from RefSeq and is a predicted model, not a curated record. The coding region runs from base 1 to 726 and encodes 241 amino acids.
AUGUCAAGACAGCAAGCCUAUCCAAGAGAGCACAACUUGCCAAGACAGCACCCCUCACCAAGACAGCAGACCAAGACAGCAUGCCUUGCCAAGACAGCACACCUUGCAACUACAGCACGGCUUGCCAAAACAUCACUUUUUGCCAAGACAGCAAGCCUUGCCAAGACAGCAUGCCUAGCCAAGAGAGCACACCCUGCCAAGACAGCACGCCACGCCAAGACAUCAGACCAAGACAGCACGCCUUGCCAAUACAGCAUGCCUUGCAGUGACAGCACGCCUUGCCAAGACACCACACCUUGCCAAGACACCACGCCUUGUCAAGACACUAUGCCUUGCAAAGACAGUACGCUUUGCCAAGACGGCACGCCUUGCCAAGACAGCACGCCUUGUCAAGACAGUAUGCCUUGUCAAGACAGCAUGCCUUGCCAAGACAGCAUGCCUUGCCAAGGGAGCACGCCUUGCAAUGACAGCACAGCUCGCCAAGACAGGAGACCAAGACAGCGUGACUUGCCAAGUGAGCACGCCUUGCAACGACAGCAUGCCUUGCCAAAGAAACACACCUUGCCAAGACAGCAAACCUUGCCAAGACAGCACGCCUUGCCAGGACAGCACGCCUUGCCAAGACAGCACGCCUCGCCAAGACAAGACACCAAGACAGCACACCUCCCCAAUACAGCAAGCCUGGCCAAGAAAGAACUCCUUGACAAGACAGAACGACUUGACUAA